AUGGAAAAGGUGGCAAGGGGGUCACAAAAGCUGCAGCGGACGCGAAAGGUUGCGCCGCCUCUAGCAUCGGGGGAAGCGGGGGCGGGGGGGGCGGCGCCAGUGUUGGACCUGAUUCAGCCGCACAGUGUCUCGGCCGAGGAGGUGGCCGGCUUUUACGGGUGCACAGUGGGCAAGGGACUCACCGCUGCUGAAGUGCAGAACAGGCUGGCAAUGUACGGCCCCAACAGCUUGAAGGAGCCGGAAAAGCAGUCUCUGUUGAGCAUGGUCUUGGAGCAGUUCGAGGACCGGCUGGUGCAGAUCCUUCUCGCCGUGGCGGUGCUGUCGGGGGUGCUCAGCGCCUUCGAGGACGACCCCAAGGCGUUUGUGGAGCCGGCGAGCAUCCUUGCUAUCCUUGUCCUGAACGCCGCGGUCGGGGUGUGGCAGAGCCGUUCCGCGCAGGAUUCUCUGGACGCGCUGAAGAAGCUCCAGCCGGAUAACGCCUGCGUGGUCCGCGACGGUGAGCUUAUCGGUGCUCUGCCAGCCGCGGAGCUCGUGCCGGGAGACUUGAUGUACCUCAGGGUGGGGGACAAGGUUGCGGCGGACGCUCGUCUGCUGUCCCUCAAGACCACGACCUUCGGGUGCGAGGAGGGCAGCCUCACUGGGGAGAGCGUGGCCGUCUUCAAGUCCACCGACGCUGUUCCCGUUGACAGCACCAUUGCCGGGAAACGCAACAUGGUGUUCUCCGGCACAAUGGUCACCGGCGGGCAGGCAUGGGCGGUGGUCACGGCGACCGGCAUGCGGACGGAGAUUGGCAAGAUCUCCGCCGGGGUGCAGGUGUGGUGCAUCUCCAUCCCGAGGUUCGAUGACCCCAUGUUCGGCACGUACUGGAAGGGGGCCGUCUACUACGCCAAGGUGGCCGUGGCCCUAGGGGUAGCCGCCAUCCCCGAAGGGUUGCCCGCGGUCAUCACCCUCUGCCUCAGCCUGGGCACCCGGCGAAUGGCGCACCGUAACGUGAUCGUCCGAAAGCUGCCCUCCGUGGAGACCCUCGGCUGCACCACCGUCAUCUGCACGGACAAGACCGGCACUCUCACCACGAAACCAGAUGACCGCGGUCAGCGUGGUGACGGGGGCAUGCGCAUGGUGGUGGUGGUGGUGCUUGUGGUGGCGGUCGACGAGAAGGGGCACCCGCGGCUGGCCGAGAUGUCGGCGGCGGGGGUAUCCUACGAGCCGGUGGGCAAGGUGGAGGGUCUCGCGGACGACGCCAUGGAGCACGGAGGGAUGCGGGACUUGGCAACGGUGUGCGCGGUAUGCAACGACGCUCAGAUCGUGUUUGACGCUGAAGAGGGUGCUUACGGCAGGAUCGGGGAGCCCACGGAAGCCGCCCUGAGUGUCCUCGUCGAGAAGCUCGGAGUGCCUGGUAUUGCUCAGAGCUCCGACAAGUCCGUCGCCGCCAGCCAGUUCUGCUCGUUCUGGGCGGCCAAGUACGACAAGCUCGCCACCCUAGAGUUCAAAGAAGUUGAUGGCACAACGAACCUUCGAACGACCUUCUUGGAACAGGUGAUGUUGCCGGACGGGAAGUCGGUGCCCAUGACGUCACAGUUCCGGAAGGAGAUCAUCGACAAGUACGCCGCCAUGGCCGUCAGGCCUCUCCGGUGUUUGGCUCUCGCCACGAAGGAAGGGGACACUCUGGGAAUCCUGAACAAGUUCCGCAAGGGGGACGACCCCCAACGCAACCCUUCCCUCAGGAACGCCGACAAGUUCGAGGAGGUCGAGAGCGACCUCACCUUCGUCGGCAUCUGCGGCAUCAAGGACCCUGCGAGACCGGAGGUGGCGGACGCGAUGGUGAUGUGCCAGGAGGCCGGGGUGCGGGUGAUGGUGAUCACGGGAGACUCGAAGGACACGGCCGCGGCCAUCGCGAGGGACGUCAACAUAUUCGGUCCCGACGAGGAUGUGUCCGAGCGGGCGUGGGUCGGGGCCGAGUUCUUCCGCCUGCCGGAGGAGAAGCAGAAGGGCCUCCUGGCCACCGGAAACAUGCUGUUCUGCCGCACCGAGCCUAAGGACAAGCAGCGCCUCGUCAAGAUGCUCCAGGACAUGGGAGAGGUGCCGGCCAUGACAGGGGACGGUGUCAACGACGCCCCUGCUCUUCAGCAGGCUGCCAUCGGGAUCGCGAUGGGCAUCGCCGGCACCGAGGUUUCCAAGGACGCUGCGGACAUGGUCCUCGCGGACGACAAUUUCGCCACGAUCGUCAGCGCCGUCGAGGAAGGGAGAGCGAUCUACAACAACAUGCAGGCAUUCAUAUGCUUCCUGAUCUCGUGCAACAUCGGCGAGAUCGCCACCAUCUUCUUCGCCACCCUCCUCGGCCUCCCGGAGCCCCUGACCCCCCUACACCUCCUGUGGGUCAACCUUGUCACCGACGGCCCGCCCGCGACGGCGCUCGGAUUCAACCCACCGGACCCGGAUGCCAUGAGCAAGCCACCGCGCCCCAAGGACGAACCCAUCAUGUCCAAGUGGCUCCUGACGCGGUACCUGCUGACGGGACUCUACGUGGGCUUCGCCACCCUGGGCGUCUCGGUUCACUGGUACCUGGAUCAUGGGGUCACGUGGUCUCAGCUGCUCAACUGGAGCACGUGCAUGGGAGAAGGGAUGGAGCUUCCCGCGACAGCCGGUCUGGAGUACCUCGCGAGCAAGCCUUGCGAGAUAUUCACCGUAGCCAAGGCCAUCCCGCAGUCCCUCUCUCUCUCCACCCUGGUCACCAUGGAGAUGCUCAAGGCGCUCAGUGCCGUGUCGGUGGACAAUUCCAUGCUGCGGGUGCCUCCGUGGCGCAACAAGUGGCUGCUGGCGGGGGUGGCCUUCCCGUCCUUGCUGCACCUGGCGGUGCUCUACCUCCCGGGUGUCGGCGAAACGUUCGGCGUUACGCCGCUGUCGUGGGACGACUGGACUUGGGUGUUGCGCUUCUCCCUGCCCAUCCUCCUCGUGGAAGAGAUUCUCAAGGCUAUUGGUAGGAAGGUGAACGCCCAGAAGGCCACCGAGCAGCGGGAGAUCGUGCAGAAAGCGCUCAAGGACGGGGAGCAGGCGUGGCGAUCCCCCCCAGCUGCAUGAACGGAAAAAACAUCCCGCUGCUGCUGCUGCUUCUGCUGCUGCUGCUGUUGAGACAAGCGAAGUUCGCCUUCGGGGUUGAACCAAGAUUGUGUGUUUUUCUCGCCGCCGAACGUGUAAAUUACUCCCACCAAUCAACAGCGCUCUAGAAUUGCUCGGAAGUUUCGUCGACUGAGGCGCCGGUACAUUUGAUCUCUUGGCGGGGUACGUUUUAUGCUCUUGGAUGGUCGCAGCUGGCUUCAGAACAAGACCACGUUUGUGUGUGUGACGAGACCUCCGCGGAGCCACGUCGCCCGGCCGUCAGUCCGUCUACGGCACUGGUUUAUUGCUUGUUUUCAUGUCUACGGCCGCAAAACGGCCGGCAUUGUGUGUGUCCUGGUGUCGUCGUAUGCGUACGGGUCCGACAAAUCAUGUGCAGCAACAGAUCGAUGAAAAAUGCGCAAUCGCCUUCACCCCUCUCGCACAUGACCAAGCGGCUCCCCUGCUGCUGCUGCCGUAUUGCACUCUCCUUCCCCACACGAUGUAUGCGCCGAGCAGUGCUGUUAGACCUGCUCCGUGAAGGUCAUGAGGCGCCGGUGGUACACACUGGGCGGGGGUAAAUGACAGCGAAAAGUCU
Ectocarpus siliculosus is the source of this 3691-nucleotide messenger RNA. The record is from the annotation of a GenBank genome assembly. Lineage: Eukaryota; Phaeophyceae; Ectocarpales; Ectocarpaceae.